CACUUGUCUUCUGUCGUUCGCGCAUCUCGUCGUUUCCGGCUUGGUUUGAAUCCGCAGCAUGGACGCUCAGGGAGCGCUGGGUAUUGAACCAAUGGCACUGGGCUCCCCCACCUCCCCAAAGCCUGGCCCUGGGGCUCAGUUCCUGCCUGGGUUCCUGAUGGGGGACCUGCCAGCCCCCACCACCCCCCAGCCCAGGACCAUCAGCCUGACCGGAGGAGGUGCUGAGAUGAGGUCUCCUCUUCUGGCAGGUGGUUCUCCUCCUCAGCCUGUGGUUCCCACACCCAAAGACAAGAGCGGCGCUCCUCCAGUCAGGAGCAUCUAUGAUGACCUGUCCAGUCCAGUGAUCGGAAUGUCUCCUCUGGCAUCACGAAAACAGCCUUUUUCAGUGCUGCAGACUCCACUGGCUGGUGUGACAGGAACCCCAGGCACAGCUGCCAGCAUGUUCAGCCCUGCGGGUUUGGGUCAGCAGAGGAAGAGCACCCUCUCACCUGCACAGGUAGAUCCUUUCUUCACUCAGGGAGACGCCCUGUCCUCAGAAGAUCAGCUGGACGAGACCUGGGUCACAGUGUUUGGGUUCCCUCCAGCUUCAGCCUCCUACAUCCUCCUGCAGUUUGCACAGUACGGAAACAUACUCAAACAUGUAAUGUCUAAUGCAGGAAACUGGAUGCACAUCCAGUAUCAGUCUAAACUGCAGGCGAGGAAGGCCCUCAGUAAAGAUGGGAAAAUCUUCGGAGAGGCUAUUAUGAUCGGUGUUAAACCUUGUAUUGAUAAGAGUGUCAUGGAGAGCUCAGAGAAAUGCGGCAGCGUCAGUGGGGUCUUCACUCCUCCGGUCAGGGCUAACAACACCCCGGGUCAGUCUGUGUCCACUCCUCGGUCGGCCAUGAGGCCACUCAGUGCUGCUUACAAAGCCUCAGGCAGCGAAUACCAGGUGGUGUCAGACAGAGAUACUCCAAGAAAAGAUGACAGUUUUGUGUCCAAAGCGAUGGAGUACAUGUUCGGCUGGUGAUGUCCUGCUGUAAAAGCCCUGAAGCCCACAUGCUGCUGUGAACCAGAUGUUAACCAGGUAUUCCUGAGCACUUUAAUGAUGGAGCCUGCCGAAAUGAGUGGAUUGGGCUGUGCGCUACAAUAGACUGUUUCACAUGGACUGCAUCUCUCUGGAGUGUAUAGUUUGAAAUGAUCUGGUCAGAAUGGUCUCAAUACCAAAACUCUACAGUGGAAUAUUCAUGUCAAUGACUAGAAAGUUGUGUAGGAGUGUGGCUGAUCUGUGAGUUUGAAAAUCAAGGUUUUCCUUCAAGAAAAUGAAUAUUUGGCAACAUUUGCAUGAGUUUAGCUGUACUGAUGGUCCAUGAGUGGAAAUCUCUGCCUUCCUAACAUUACAGCCUUAUAGGAGUAUUCCAGCAUUUUUCACCUGAUCUCUGUCUGCUGUAUUCAUCCGUCGAUGAGCCAGACAGUAGUUUCUACAGGUUUUCCUGAACUUGGAAAAGAACAGAAAACCUGUUUAUUUAAAAAUCACUAAUAAUAGAAGCCAAUGAGAAGUUGCUGAGUUCUGUGAAUGUUGGGAAUGUUGCACGAAAACAACGUUGAAAGAAAGUUUUAUUGAAAUUUACAACAAUAGAGCAACAGCGGGGGAAAAAAAGUUGUUCUGGUGACUUUUCCUGAGGUUUUCUGGUAUCAGUGGCAAUCAGGUAGAGCCUUUGUGAACUCCUCCCACACCACUACACUGCUAAUCAACAGUUCUUCCCUCUGGAAAAGUAGUCCCAUCUCUAAAAAAAAUAAAAAUAACUAAACAGAUUUACAGCUUAAUUUACAAACACAUUUAACUGAAGAGCUGCACAGAAGUAAUAGUAUAACGGAACUCAGCAGCAGCCCAUUGACGUCUGUUUCAAAUCAACAGAUUUUCAAGUAAUGAAGUUUAAAAAAACGCUGGAAUUUUCCUUUAAACUCUGCCGUCUUUCGGGGUGCUUAACAUCUCUUUAAUAGAAAUAUAUUCAAUCAUUCUGGUUUGCACUUGGCUGUUUGAUACUGAUGGUUUUAAUAAGACGAAAAGCCAACUUUUUAAAAACGUCUGCUCAAAAAUGCAUCUGCAUUCGGAAACACUUGAUUUUAAAGUAAUCGUCCUGUUUGGUGAAACUGGUCAAACUCUAGUGGCCUCCUUUGUUUCCUUCUCUUUUUCACAUUUUGUAUCUGCUCUCUUCUGUAUUUCUAAUCAAGUUGUGUAAAUAAAUAUUUCUUUCUCUAA
Colossoma macropomum (tambaqui) is the source of this 2239-nucleotide messenger RNA. RefSeq names its product nucleoporin 35 (gene nup35). Gene Ontology annotation, molecular function: structural constituent of nuclear pore; single-stranded DNA binding; phospholipid binding. Bases 59 to 1006 code for a protein of 315 amino acids. Gene Ontology annotation, cellular component: nuclear pore central transport channel; nuclear membrane; nuclear pore nuclear basket. NCBI's taxonomy places the organism in Eukaryota, Metazoa, Chordata, Actinopteri, Characiformes, Serrasalmidae. The record is from RefSeq and is a predicted model, not a curated record. Gene Ontology annotation, biological process: regulation of DNA-templated transcription; NLS-bearing protein import into nucleus; nuclear pore organization. The transcript has 9 exons.